UGCCUCGAGGUUAUUUCCCCGUCCGCUAAGGAGAGCGGCGUCGACUCCGACUCCUCGUGAGUUCGUUCGCCUUCGCCGCCGCCGACGCCGCCGAUCCCCACCCAUCCCGCGAGCGGAGCGGAGGAGGGGGGGCGCCGCCGUUCGUCCUGCUGCUUCCGCCGCAUCCUGCGUCUUCAUAACGGAAAUUCAAGACAGGUGGCAAGACAAAAUCCAAUUGGACAUAAUGGACAAUAUAUUAGUGGUAUGCAAGUCCACAUUAGCUGACGAUGAAUCAGCUAGUGAGGUAUCUUCAGGGAGUGACAGUGACAGUGAUUGCAUUCUUGGAGAUGAUUGCCCAUCAGAUGAUGAUGAAGAGGCUGCACAGAUACACAAGCGUUUUAAAGAACUGAAGGAGAAGUUAAAGACAGGAAAAGUAGAUAAGUUGGAUGAUGUUGUUUUUGAAGCUGGUGCUGAACAAGAUGGUAAUGACACCCCAUCUUUUGAUAGCGAUGAUGAAGAGUCGGUAGAAGAGGUUGCAAGCGAUGAAGAGGUUUCUGCUAGAAAACUCAUCAAGUAUCCAAGGUUCAAGGAGAAGCCUGGUGUUCCAACAUUUGAAUUAGGAAUGACGUUUAGCUGCAAGAAGCAGUUCAAGAAAGCUAUUACAGCAUAUGGUUUAGCUGAGAGGAAGGCGAUCAACUUUGUCAAAGAUGAUCCUAAGAGGGUGAGGGCAAGAUGUGACUGGCCUAGCUGCCCUUGGGUUUGCCUACUGUCAAAAAACUCAAGGACUGACGGUUGGCAGAUAGCAACACUAGAAAAUUCUCAUCUAUGCCCCUCUAGAAGAGAUAACAAGCUGGUGACUUCUUCUAGGAUUGCUGAGAAGUAUGGCAAGUUUAUAGUUGCAAAUCCCUCAUGGAAAUUAGCACACAUGAAGGCAACCGUACAAGAAGAGAUGUUUGCUGAUGUUAACAUCUCCAAGCUGAAGAGAGCCAAAUCCAUUACGAUGAAGAAAGCUAUAAAUGCAGCUAAGUGGCAGUAUCAAAAGUUGUAUAAUUAUCAGCUGGAGCUACUUAGAAGUAACCCUGGAAGCACUGUUGUGGUGGAUAGAGAGGUAGAUAUGGAUCCACCUGUUUUCAAAAGGAUCUACAUAUGCUUAGAUGCAUGUAAGAAAGGCUUCCUAGCUGGGUGCAGAAAAGUGAUAGGACUUGAUGGCUGCUUCUUCAAGGGAGCAAAAAAUGGAGAGCUCCUUUGUGCCAUAGGAAAGGAUGCCAACAAUCAGAUGUAUCCAAUUGCAUGGGCAGUGGUGCACAAGGCGAACAAGGAAGAAUGGCACUGGUUCUGUGGAUUGUUGUGCAGUGACUUGCAAGUUGGUGAUGGAUCUGGCUGGGUGUUCAUAUCAAACCAACAGAAGGAAAUUAUUAAUGCUAUGGAUAAAUGGGCUCCACAAGCUGAACACAGGAUCUGUGCUAGGCACAUAUAUGCUAACUUGAAGAGACACUUCUAUGACAAUGAACACCAGAAGUUUUGGAAGUGUGCCAAGGCUCCGUGCAUAACGUUGUUCGACUUGGCAAUGGCAGAGCUGGUACAACUUACAACUCCUGCAGUACAAACCAUCUUGAAUAACCAUCCGCAGCAUUGGAGCCGAGCGUGGUUCAGGUCAGGCUCUAACUGUGACUUAGUUGACAACAGUAUGUGUGAGUCCUUCAAUAAAUGGAUUCUAGAGGCUAGGUUCUUUCCAAUAAUAACAAUGCUUGAAACAAUUAGAAGGAAAGUAAUGGUUAGGAUCCAUGAUCAGAGAACUAUAUCAGGUAGAUGGACCACAUCAGUUUGCCCAAACAUUCUGAAAAAAAUGAAUGUAUAUAUCACCGAGUCAGCUUUUUGUCAUGCAACAUGUAAUGGAGGUGAUAGCUUUGAAGUAAAACACCAUGACAAUAGGUUCACAGUACACCUAGACAAGAAGGAGUGUUCUUGUAGAUAUUGGCAGCUGUCAGGAUUACCAUGCCCUCAUGCAAUAUCAUGCAUUUUCUUCAAGACUAAGACUAAUUCACUGGAUGAGUACAUUGCUGAGUGUUAUUCAGUGAAAGAGUUUAAGAAAAUCUAUAGUCAAUGCCUGGAACCAGUAGAGGGCAUGAGCAGCUGGCCAGAAGAUGACAAAGAGCCACUUAAUGCUCCUGGGUAUAUCAAGAUGCCAGGAGAGACCAGAAGAGAAUCCAAUGAACCAUUAAAAGCCACCAAACUGUCAAGGAUUGGCUCAAUCAUCAGAUGCAGCAAGUGCAAGCAAAUUGGCCACAACAAAUCCACUUGUAAUAAGCAUCAUGGAGGAGGCUCUAGCACACCAGAUUCUCUCCAAGUUGUAAAUCCAGCUGAUAAUUUAAUGCUCUCAAACACACAACAAAGCUCUAAACAAAGCAGGAAAAGAAAGUCACGUACAGCUGCUAACACCAAUUCUGCAAGUCAGUCAAGGAAAACAGUGUCUUCAAAGCAAAAGGCACUAGUGGAAUUGCAUGCCCAUUCUCAGGGUUCUACAAGUGCAACAAUUAAGGUCACUUCUGGGCAAGCUUUUGUCAAUGUUUCAACUCAAGAAUCAGCAAAGUUCAAGCCAAAGAAGCUUACACCUGGUCUACUGCUGCUUAUGCCUCCAUGGGAAUCUGACAAACUGUGAUGUAAUGUUAGAUCAAGUUAUCUGUUAUUAAACUUGUGUGUGAUGUAACGCCAGACAAUUAGGCCAUCUAUUAGACUUAUCUGUGAUGUAAUGCAAGACUUUAUGGCCUGUCAUUGUAGUUGCCAGACUUAAUGGCAUAUUGAUGCAGUCAAGAAAACCAUCUGGGAGUUUUGGCUCCAGCUGUUCCAGCAUCAACAAUUUUCUGAAGUCCUCUGCAGGUUAUUAGCAGUUUUUUGCUUCCUCUGUCCAGCGCAGAGACAUCGAGUUGCUUAAUGGGAUGAUGGCUCCUAUUGUGAUGGAUGAGGUAUCUGCUGAGAACGACAAAAAUGAAAAUGAAGAUGAAUAAUCUGGUGAAGGAAAAAUGGGCAAUUGGGGAGCUCCAGGGUCAACAAAGGAACUCUACAACAAACAGAAGAAGAAUACACAAGAGUGAAGGGAGACAUGGAACAUUGAUGUGGGCAACUAGAGCUAACAACCAGCUAACAGCAGUCAGCACCUGCCGUGUUAGUAUGUUUCUUCUUUUUUUUUAUUUGUAAUUGUUCAUUGCAAUUCCAUUUUUGAAGAUAUUGAAAAGAAAGAAAACAAUAGUUAUUACAA
Oryza sativa Japonica Group (Japanese rice) is the source of this 3235-nucleotide messenger RNA. The record is from RefSeq and is a predicted model, not a curated record. Lineage: Eukaryota; Viridiplantae; Streptophyta; Magnoliopsida; Poales; Poaceae.